This is a messenger RNA of Petromyzon marinus (sea lamprey), 7972 nucleotides long. Its product is annotated as neurocan core protein-like. Gene Ontology annotation, cellular component: perineuronal net; synapse. Gene Ontology annotation, biological process: positive regulation of neuroblast proliferation; skeletal system development; cell adhesion. The record is from RefSeq and is a predicted model, not a curated record. Gene Ontology annotation, molecular function: hyaluronic acid binding. NCBI's taxonomy places the organism in Eukaryota, Metazoa, Chordata, Hyperoartia, Petromyzontiformes, Petromyzontidae.
CCAGUCACUGAGGUGGCGUCUCUUCACCCUUCUUAAUAGCAACGAUAAUUAUUGUAACAACUAUGAUGAUGAUGAUACAGUAUCUCGAUAAAUAGCACAGAAAACAGGAGUCACGUGGCACCGUUCAUUCCAUCCAAUUCAUUCUCUGGUGGGGAGUGAGUGAGUGAGUGAAGGGGCAUCAGUGGUGCCGGCGACGUCGACGAUGCGGUGAUGGUUGAUGGAGGGAGCCGAACGAUGGCACAGUUUGUUUAAGAGUGACGCUCUCUUCACAAUCCUAACCCCGAGUCAUCUCCCUCUCGAACGACACAAGACGACAACGGCACAGAGAGACACAACGGAGGUCUCUGUUGAGACUCUGAAGCGAGACGACAUUUAUAUCAAGACACCUUAGAGUCUCCGGACCUGGGACCCACACACGGGACAUCGUCGACCCAGCGACCCAGACUCAGCGAGACAUGGGGGGGCCUCGCAGAGCUGAGGCAGCACCGGCGAUCUGGGCCAACAUCUUCAUCGUUGUCGUCGUCACCGCUUCUCUCACACAGCGCUCCAUCUCAGCGGCGCGGCUGCCCAUGGUGGAGGUGCGAGCGCCCCUCUCGGGCUCCGCGCUGCUGCCCUGCCCUGUGCCCCCGCUGCCGCUGCCCUCCGCGGAGAAGAGGCUGCCCCCGCUGCCCCGCGUUAAGUGGACCCUGUUGAGCCGCGAGCGUGGUGGGGGGCCGCUGCCCGCGGCUGUGGCGGCGGCGGCGGGGAGUCGCGAGGCGGUGGCCCCCGGCUACGAGGGGCGCGCCUCCCUCCCCGCGUUCGCCACGGACCCCCGGAAUGGGUCCCUGGCUCUGGGGGACCUCCGGGACGGGGACCGAGGACUCUACCUCUGCGAGGUCAUGAUGGGCCUGGAGGACCUGAAGAGGGCCGUGAGGCUAUACGUGGAAGGCGUGGUGUUCCAUUACCGGGCCCCCCAGGGUCGCUACGCGCUCAACUUGCGGGGGGCUCGGGAGGCAUGUGAGCGAGCCGGUGGGGUUUUGGCGAGCCCCCUGCAGCUGUCAGCCGCCCUGCAUGACGGCCUCCACCAGUGCGACGCCGGGUGGCUCAACGAUGGCAGCGUUCGGUACCCGGUGUUGGUGCCGAGGCCUGGCUGCUACGGGGACCUGCGCGGGGGUCCCGGGGUGCGGUCCUACGGAGUGCGCAGCCCCUCGGAGACGUACGACGCCUACUGCUACACGGGGGACGACCAGGGCGAGGUCUACUACCUAGAGCGGGCCGGCACGCUUCCGUUCCCUGCGGCGGUGCUCGCCUGCGCCGCCGCCGGCGCUUCCCUGGCCACGGUGGGGCAGCUCUACUCGGCGUGGCACCACCACGACCUGGACCGCUGCGACGCCGGCUGGCUCGCUGACGGCAGCGUACGCUACCCCAUCACACGCCCACGUGACAACUGCGGUGGCGGGGAGCCCGGCAUUCGCACCCUGCACCGGCGCCCCGACCAGAGCGGCUUCCCCGAGCCGGAGACCCCCUACGGGGUCUACUGCUACCGGGAAAACAAGACCUCCACCUCGUCGCCACCCAUUCACUCGAACUUAGACCCCAGCUCCACUCAUGGCACCCAGGACCCGGUCUCCGUGACCUCCCUGGGAACCAGGGACUCACGGGGACUCCAAAGACCCCUUGAGGGGUCAGGUCCUCGCACGGGAGUCCCGGCCACAAUACUGGGGCCCGGAGGACGAGGAGGGGACUUCAAGGAAGCGAUAUUAGAGGUCAGCGAACCCGAGGACUCGGGACCAGUGGCUUCCGAGAGCCUGGUAGCUGAGCCAGAGAAGAAGUGGCACGUUACUAUGGAGGACCACGGUUUGCUCCAAUUUUCUCCCAUGGGAGGCUGGGACAGGCCCCAUGCAGAUGACGACCAUCUCGAAAUGGCAGUCACCACCACCACCACAACAACAACAUUGAGGCAGCUGCCCCAUCAUCAUCAGGAGCAGGCGGCCCGACCACCGGUGGAAUCGGAUCAAGCCAACCGAAGGAUAGCAGAGACGGCGCUGGGGGGGGACGUGGGGUCGGACGGCACCAGUGGAGACGGCUCCCCCGAGGGGUCGGCGACCGGAGCCAUCGUGUCAGAGACCCCCAUCCCUGCCGUCCCCAUGCGCCUGACGCCAUCUCCACCGUCCGACCCUAUCGGUCGCCUCCAGGCCCAAGAAGACCGAGAGGAGAUGACGGCAAUGACCGCAAUGACGACAUGGAAUGUGGCCCGAGUGGCUGCUGACGAGGCUGGCCCCGAUGGUCCAGCCAUGGCAACGCUGAGCCCGGCUCCACGGGAGAUCACAGAGGGCCCCAUGCUGAUCCUGCCGGAGUCAUCGUGGGUGAACCGGGUGACGGAGAGAGAGGGGGUCAUGGCGGGUGAGAGGGGGUCACCGUGGAGAGAGGGGGUCAUGGCGGGAGGGCCCGUGGUGGAAGGUGGGUUUAUCCUCACCGUGAUCAGUCCCCAUCUCUCUGUGACGGCCGGAACCACGGAGGCCGUCCAGACCCGGAUGGAGCCACCGGGGACCCAAUGGAGGCAGCCGACUGGGACCCGGCCUGCCCAGCUUGAGAAGGGGAGCUUAGCCCGGCCAUCGCAAAAACCCCCACUCGGUCAGCAGGGGGUCAACCCUGACAUGACGAACGUCAACCGUGGGCUGGACGUUAUUGUCCCUAGGCCUGAGGAGGCAGUGAUGAUUCGGUCUGAAGGGGCCACAUCGCUCAAUGUCUUUCCGACGCAGACAGAUAAUCUGUUGACGUCUCCCAUCACGAAAAACGAUGUUCCUCCUCCUUCUGUUGCUGAAGUCGUUGCUCAUGGAGGAGAGGACAGAUGGGACAAGGAGGUGCGUGAGAAGAUGGCAGUAGAGGUGAAAACAGACCCAGAGGAGGAGAAGGAGGUGAUCGGAGAGGUGGGAUUUUUUAAAGCAACGACCACCGAGGACAUGGAGGGAAGUGGGGAGGAGACCACAGUCAUCAUCGCCAUAGCAACGGAGGGGAUCCAGAGGGGGCCUGCAAUUGUGUCACCCUCCUACGCGGAGUCCCUCAGCCCCGCCAAGACGGCGAUGAUUGAGGGGUCAGGGUGGAUUCUGGGCAAGGUGGGUGAGUUGGCGGAUGAGGUGGUAGAGCAUGAGAAUGUGAUGAACGAGGAGGUGAACGGGGAGGUGGACCUGAAAGAUGAGGCAGUUGACAGAACCUCUCACCAUCCAGGCGAGGUCACAAGGGCAAUGGCCUCCCCUCUGACCCCACCUCGAGUCCCACCUUUAACUGCACCUGGGGCCACCCCGUCAACCAGAGUGGGCCUCCAAGGCCUCGAGGAGACCUCAACUCUGGGGGUAGGAGGAACCCUCCAUUUUCAUGAUGAUGGCACCGAUGAGAAGGAAGGAAGUGCAGAUUCCCUGGUAGGGAGGCUCCAGGGGGAAGAGGGUGCAGGGAUCUUUCUUCAGCUCCCCGACCUCCCCGUGCCCACCUCGCUGUCUCGUGCAGCUCCAGAGACCUCGCACCCAAAUGGUGAGGAAGAGAAGGAGCCCAGGGGCUUGGCCGAAGGUAGUGGCUUUUCGGUGGACUACGCCCUGAGAGAGGAUUUUGCCGAAAACGUGUCGUCCAUGCAAUUUUCCACUGCCAUAGCCACCACCACCACAGCGACUUCCACAGCGGCGCCGGCGGAGGGGCACUUGAGCCGACUCAGCGGCAUCUUCGGUGCCGAGGAGACGCUGCGCUUGCUACCAAGCUCGGCGCUGGCGGACGGAGCGGUGAAUACGGGUGAUCUCAUUGCUGCAGAGCGGAGCAGCAUUACCACGGAGCCAGGAGGAGAAACGGCAAGGUUUUCAGAAGAGUCUCCACCAGCCUACACAGCAGGUUUUAUGCAAGAUACGCCGCCAUACUCUCAACCAGAAUCCACAAAAGACUUUCCACAAGGCUACACACCAGCAGCCUCCUCACAAUACUCUCCACCAGGCUACACAACCGAUCCAACUCUAGACUCUCCACCAGAUUUCAUACCACACUUACUACCGGACUCCUCAAGAUAUUCUCCACCAGACUCCUCACCAGACUCUCUCGCAGACGCCUCAAGAGACACCUCACGAGGCCUUACAGCAGACUUUCGACCAGACUCUCGACCAGACUCUCGCCACCAUGAGCACAGGGAAUCCUUUGAGCCAGAGGUGCUGGAGCACAGGCAGGUGCAGUUUAGCCUCGGUGAUUUCACCACUGAGCACUUGGGUCCUGGAGCUUUGCGGAGGGCCAACAUCGACCUGAAGGGCGAAAAUCUUAACCUGGUGAAGAGCGGGGGGCGCUUGGAGGGCGGCAGCAGGGCUACGAUGGAGGCACCCACUCCUCCUCCCUCGCUUUCAUCGCUUGCAUCUUCCACAGAGUCCCCCACCGAUCCCCACAGAGCCGGCUUGGAGCCAGGGAGUGGGCACCUGGAGGAGGGGUUAGGGAUGACGGGGCCUGCACCGCACACCUCCUGGAAGCCUGGACACACCUACAUCUCAACAGGCACACCUGGACCCGAAUCUCCUGGAUUAGUGUCUCCUGAGGUUCAGCCCCCUGUAUCUGUGCCUCCUGAGUUCAAAUCUCCAGGGUCCACUUCUCCUGAGAUUCAGUCUUCUGUAUCCACAUCUCCUGGACUUGAGUCUCCAGGAUUCUCGUCUCCUAAGUUUCAGUCUUCAAAAGCCGUGCCUCUCGGAUCCGUGUCUCUGGAACCAACCGGAUCUGACACCAAGCAUGUGGGGGUGGUGACAGCCCCCUCUCUUGCGCGUCCCCCAGACGUGGCGGCGGUGUCCUGUGAGCCCGGCUGGCACGGCUUUGGGGGGCGGUGCUACCGCUACGUGGCAGAACGGCUACCCUGGGCGGAGGCAGAGGAGGCCUGCCGCUCUGUGGGAGGCCACCUGGCGAGCAUCGCCUCCCGCGACGAAAACAACUUCAUCCUUGCCCUCGGCUCCGACUACCAGUGGAUCGGACUCAACGACCGCUUCUCCGAGGGAGACUUCCACUGGAGCGAUGGCUCCCAGCUGAGCUUUGAGCACUGGCGGCCCCAGCAGCCCGACAGCUUCUUCUCGUCAGGCGAGGACUGCGUGGUGCUCAUCUGGCACGAGGAGGGCGAGUGGAACGAUGUCCCCUGCACCUACCACUUGCCCUUCUGCUGCGAGACGCAGCCAGGACGCCCGCUCACCUCCCGGAGACCGCUGCGGCUCCUCGUGGCAUCGCCUCCUCCUCCUCCUGCCGCAGGUGUAGUGUGGUGCGGCCACCCCCCCAUCGUGAGCAACGCCCGGUGCUUCGGCGCGCCGCACGGCCGCUACGCGGUGGGCGCAUCGGUGCGCUACCGGUGCCGGGCCGGCUUCCUACAGCGCCACGCCAACCCCACCUCGCGGUGCCGCCCCGACGGCAGCUGGGAGCGCCCGCGCAUCGCCUGCGUCCCACGGCCAGCGACACAACCGGAGCAGGAGAAGCGGCCCGUGUGGUUCAGCCUCUACAAGGACGCAUGGCUCCCGGCCCGCGCGUCGCGCUGGGUGCACCACCUCCAAGACCCCCACGACCUCCAUCACCCGCACCACCCACAAGACCCGCACACCGCUCGGUCGCUUCACAGCUGAGGGGUCGCUCGAGAGACCUUCACUGUGAGACACCGGGAGGGCCUGGGGCCUCGGUCCAGGCCUAUGGCCCCAGUCCUAGGGCCCUGGUCUGGUCCUAGAGUCCUAGUCGUCUGGUCUUUUUGUCAGUGGCAUCAAAUUCUUUCGGUGAAAAUGUUCCUUAAGUUCACACUGAUUCACUAUGGGGGAAAUGUGACCGAACAUAUUUGAUACAACUGACCCCUGGCCUGUGUGUGAUAGCGAGAGAGCAGUGAGGCGUCUGGAAGAUGAAAUGCUUUAACGCACCGAGACCCCAUGAUCACUGCACUGUGUGCGAUGCGUUAAACACUGUUGAACACAUUCUAUUUAAUAAUUAUUGAAAGAUGACUUUACAGUUAUAAUUAUGUGUGCAGCAGCAACCCUACUCCAGCGAUCUAUUAAAUUGUAUGGCAGUCAAGUCACCAUGUCAUCAGCCGUCAUCAAUCCACCGCUGGAUGAAGGCCUCCCCAACGUGUCCCCUCCUCUGUGCAGGAGCCGAUAUCAUCGCUCCAUCUCUGCGGCGGACGUACUCUCUCUCUCGGGUGCAAUUGCUUCCUUUAGUCCGGUCACAGUGAUGUAAUUACAGUGCAUCCUGAAAGUCAACCGGAAAGUAUUUUGUUCUAAUGGAUGAAAAACCUAAAGGCUCGCGUUUGACAGCUGGGUUCACGCAGCCUUUGAGAGCCGCCCAUUGCUUGGGCUUGCGAUCUUCCUGUAGAGCAGGUUGGGCAAUAAGUUACGGCAACGUUGGACGCAAGUGCAAGCCAAAGCCUUAGUUUUGCUCAAAGCAGAAGUCAACGAGUGUUUGACGAGACGCUCCCGACACAGCUCCCUGUCAACACAGCCACCUGCAUACUGCUGUCACCCGCUCUCACCCGCUGCUGUUAGCCGCUGCUGUCUGUAAACUGUGAUUGCUAGCGAUUGCACAGAGAUGUGUGUGCCUGUUGGAGACGUUGCUUGCUGUGGGAGACAACGCCGCAUUUACACCGAACGCCACUACCACCGGGGUUUAGGCAACUGUGAGAGUAUGGACUUGAAGGCACGAGGAUACAUUUCUGAACAUGCCUUGAGAGGGAGUCUCAUUCACGGAUUUGGGCAGCUCAAUAGCACGCCAUAGAUCUAGCACGGUGCAGAAUUUGGGCAGCCCAGUAGCACACCCUUAGUUCUUACAUGGUGCAAGGCUUUCGCGACCAAUGUUAUGAUUUAUAAUCGAUUCUUAGGGUCAGAUUGCCACAUGAGUAAAAUGCCAAUGUUUUGUGUUGCGUACCCUCGUCCACCCAGCGCAGCCAUAUAAAGCUAUCACGUUAACAAAUGCGCCAGUUGGCUAUUGGCUGUGCGUGCCUGGACGCGGAAGUGCGAUUUGAGCAAUCGCCUGAUGAUGCUGGUUGUAACUCCCAGCGAAAUGUGGAAGCUAAUUGUUAAGUGUGCGCGGACCGCUUUUUCAGCAUUACCGGUGUGCUGCAGAAAGAGUAACCUGGCGCAUUUGUUCAGGUGACAACUUCAUGUACUACACAGCAUUGCCAUUUUAUCCCAUGCGUUAAUCUGACUGAACGAGUCAAUGAUGAAUGCCUUAAGUUUUAUUAGACUGUCUGGAGCAGAACACAGUUACCUGCUGCCCUUCCAAGGCCAUUCAGGGGCGGCACCGCAGCAUCCACCAGCUGAGAACCAGCGCUGUCAGGUGGCUCACGACACCAGACAUUGAUUUAUAAACCUUGUGGCCAUUCCAAACAUCAGUUGCUUAUUUCUGCAAUGCGCCACGUGAAAGAAGAAUAUUAAAUAGGUUUUGGUUUUAAAAUAACUACCGUCUUUCUAAACAUAACUUACUUAAUUAUAUGACGACAAUAAUGCGUUUUAUAUAUCCAAGACAUUGUGAUAAGCGGGCCCUGCUACAUUGGCCAAUUGUUUUAUUCAAAAUAGUUUUUUGACAAGUGUGAGAAUUUGUUGACGAGUGUGAGAGGACAGAGAGAACCCGGACAAAAACCACCACGCAUAUGAAUGACACUCAAGAGGUCUUCACAGAUUAAUUGCAUCUCCAGAUAAUGUCCAAAUCCAAUCAACUGAACUCAACCGUAGACUCAACUCGUUUGCUGUACUGCCGCUGAUCCACCCCGCAGCCCCACGCCACAUUGUGGCCGUGGGCUGCUUUGUGAGCGAUGGCUACGCAGCACCUGUCGUGGUGGUGGCGGUCUCGCACCCAAGGGCCAACCAGGCUCAACCCGUACUUGGGCUUCUGAGAUCCGCCGAGAUGUAUGUGCUGUAUGUAUGUUGAACUUCUUUCACACCGUACGUAGCCAACCGUACUAAUCGGAGGUGUGGGGGAAAGGACAACACACUAAACACACAACUGUUUUAAACAAAUGAGUUUU